Myiozetetes cayanensis is the source of this 2279-nucleotide messenger RNA. It is a transcript of the gene UPB1, whose product is annotated as beta-ureidopropionase 1. Gene Ontology annotation, molecular function: beta-ureidopropionase activity. NCBI's taxonomy places the organism in Eukaryota, Metazoa, Chordata, Aves, Passeriformes, Tyrannidae. The coding region runs from base 36 to 1253 and encodes 405 amino acids. The record is from RefSeq and is a predicted model, not a curated record. The transcript is spliced from 10 exons.
GGGGGCCGAGGGGCAGCGAGUCCCCGCUCUCCGCCAUGGCCGCGUCCCUGGAGUCGCUGGAGUCCUGCCUGGAGCGGCACAUCCCGCCCGGGGACCUCGCCGAGGUGAAGCGGAUCCUCUACGGGGGCGAGGCCAGAAAACUUAAUUUGCCAAGUGCUGCAUGGUCAGCAGCUCAGGAAAGAGAUUUUGAGCUGCAGGGCUAUGGAUUUGAAGCUGCUCCGGAGCAGUUGAGAAGGCCACGUAUCGUUCGAGUGGGACUGGUACAGAAUAAAAUUCCCCUUCCCACAGACACACCAGUGGCAGUCCAGGUGGCUGCUCUGCACAGACGAAUUGAGGAGAUUGUGGGAGUAGCUGCAAUGUGUGGGGUCAACAUUGUGUGUUUCCAGGAGGCUUGGACCAUGCCCUUUGCUUUUUGUACAAGAGAGAAACUGCCUUGGACUGAAUUUGCUGAGUCAGCAGAGGAUGGGCCAACAACAAAAUUCUGUCAAGAGCUGGCAAAGAAACACAACAUGGUCGUGAUAUCUCCCAUCCUGGAGCGAGAUGAAAUACACGGCGGAAUUCUGUGGAAUACUGCAGUGGUCAUUUCUAACUCUGGGGCUGUCCUUGGCAAAAGCAGGAAGAAUCACAUUCCAAGGGUGGGAGAUUUCAAUGAGUCUACUUACUAUAUGGAAGGAAAUACAGGACACCCAGUGUUUCAGACCCAGUUUGGAGCAAUUGCUGUGAAUAUUUGCUAUGGGCGCCAUCACCCUCUGAACUGGAUGAUGUUUAGCAUGAAUGGGGCAGAGAUCAUCUUUAACCCUUCAGCCACUAUUGGGACACUCAGCGAGUCGCUGUGGCCGAUCGAAGCCAGAAAUGCUGCCAUAGCAAAUCACUGCUUCACCUGUCCCAUCAACAGAGUGGGCACGACUAGCAGGGAUGUCUCGAAUGAAAUGGAACUAUACUGCCACCUAUGGAUUCCUCUUGUUUCACAGGAAUACUACAAAAAUGCCUUUACUUCCGGAGAUGGUGGGAAAGCACACCAUGAGUUGGGCCAUUUCUAUGGCUCCAGUUACGUAGCAGCACCUGAUGGCAGCAGGACUCCGGGACUGUCUCGCACUCAGGACGGACUGCUGGUGGUAGAGAUGGAUCUGAACCUCUGCAGGCAAGUGGGUGACAAGUGGAAUUUUAAGAUGACUGGUAGAUAUGAAAUGUAUGCAGAAAAGCUCGCUGAAGCAAUGCAGCCUUACUUUAUACCCAAUAUCAUCAAAGAGUGAGCAUGUCAUUACACUCAAAUGUUACAAGGAAAAUUAAAAGGUACUGUUGGAUGAUAGCUGUCCUGUGGAUCACAAGUUGUUCUUUUAAUGUUGUCAGUUUAAUUUCCUGUAACCAACUUUAAAUAAUAGGAUUCAAAACUAUCUUAAGUAAAAUAAUUGAAAAUGGCUUCUUGAGUGUUUGGUUUGUUAUUUACACUAAUGAAUGGAAAGUUUUGUUCCUUACUAGACAUACAUCCAGUAGGAACACAUUGAUAUAAAAUGAUAAUGAAAUUUAUUCAAUACAGUAUACUAUGUUGUAGUUUGAUGAUGAGUUCACAGGACAGAAAUAUUUUUACAUGAUAUGUGCAUUGUGCCUCUGUUUACUUCUGCUCUCUAGUUUUCACCCUGUAAUCAAAUGUGUACUCUAGGGAGAAAGGAGAAAUAAACUCUUUUCAUCUGAGUUUUUUUUCCCUAACUGCAAACUAUUUGAUGCCACUCUGUCAGAGCUGAGGAAUGUCCCAGACAUGUCCUAGUUGUCUGAAGAUCUGGGGGUGCUGUAAAGCAAGAGCCCCUGGGUUCUGUUUCCCUUUACACCACAAGCACAGUUGAGCUGGUGUCUUUGAUGGGCCCCUCCGAGGUGCAGAAGUCAUUUUGAGACGGUGCUUUCAGUGUUUGGGAGGCAGAAAUAGAGACCCUGGCUAGAGCACAGCCAUGGCUGGGGCAGUUGCACAGUUUCCCUGUCAACAGAAAGCCAUGGAGCUGCUAUUGGGGAUCAGGAUGGGUACGGAAAACUCCUUCCCUGGAGCUGCACUCCAGUAGGAUACUCAGUGCUUGUGGAGUGCACAGGACAGCUGUGGAAUACAGGUAAUAACGGUACAUUUGCAAUUCUCAACAGUGUGUUCUGAAAUUUUGCUUUGUAUGAUUCAGAUUAUGCAGAAGGUGCUCAGGCAACACAGACUGAAUACAGUUCACAGCCAUGCAACUAUGAAUUUAUAGCUGUAAUCAAUAUUUGAACUCUUAUUUUCGUUUAUUUUAGGACAGUUUCAG